UAUGAUUGGCAUCACCAGCGAGUGUCGCGACAACGAAUUAUUUAUUAUUUAAAGUUCACCGUCCACUCGGCGCUCGAUUCGAGCCGGCAACGGGUCCAUCAUGUGGAAGCGCGUCGCGGUAAUUUUGGCACUGUCGAACGCGGUCGUGUGCCAUUUCGACCUUUUGAUUCUGCAUAACAACGACAUACACGGCAGGUUCGAGGAGACCGAGAGGAAUUCGGGGACCUGCCAGCCCGGCCACAAGAACGUCAGCUGCGUCGGCGGCUUCGCCAGGACGGUGCACGUGGUGAGGAAGUACAGGAACGAGGCCGAAAACGGCGCUGGGCCCAACGUGAUCUUCCUGAAUGCGGGCGAUACUUUCAUCGGAACCGUGUGGUAUACCAUCCACACGUGGAAUAUAUCCUCAGCUUUCAUGAACUUGCUCAGGCCUGAUGUGCAAUGCCUUGGAAAUCAUGAAUUCGACAAAGGGACAGAUGAACUUUAUAGAUACAUUUCCGCAUUAAAUUAUCCGACGAUCGGAGGAAAUGUGGAUUUUUCCAAGGUUCCUAAUUUAACUGAUAAAAUACCAAAAUCUGUUGUGCUCAAUGUUAAUGGGACUAAAGUAGGAGUAAUUGGUCACGUUACGACAGAAACCCAAAAAAUUUCUAGUCCCGGUAAUACGAUAUUUAUGGAUGAAGUGGAAAGUGUUCGAGAGGAGAGUGAAAGAUUGGACGCGUUAGGGGUAAAAAUAAUAGUAGUUUUGGGCCAUUCUGGUUACGUAAAAGAUCAAGAAAUUGCGAAGAAAGUGCCGUUAGUUGAUGUGGUUGUUGGUGGGCACACUAACACGUUUUUAUGGAACGGAGAAAAGCCGGAUACGGAGGAAAUUGAAGGACCUUACCCGACAAUAGUGACGCAAGAUUCCGGGAAAAAAGUCCCUGUGGUCCAAGCUUACGCUUACACAAAGUACUUAGGCAUUCUCAAACUAAAAUUUGACGCCGACGGAAAUGUACUCAACACCUCCGGUCAGCCCACUCUCUUAAACAAUUCUAUACCCCAAGACCAAGACGUCUUGGACUUGCUCGAAACGUACCGAACCGACAUCAACGAAGUAAACAAAGAAACUGUCGGAAGGUCCCUAGUCACGCUGGACGGCACCAGCGCCGCUUGCAGAAACCUCGAAUGCAACUACGGCAAUUUGAUAGCAGAUGCUAACGUUUUGUACAAAGCUUCGGUGACCUCGGCCGCGUGGACCGACGCCCCUAUAGGCCUCAUGAACGGAGGCAGCAUUAGAGCCUCCGUGCUCCCCAGUUUGAGCGACGGCAGCCUCACCAGGGGCGAUUUGCUCGCUACAUUGCCGUUUGGAAACCAAGUGGUUUCGCUGAAGCUGAGGGGGUCGGAUUUGGUCGAAACCCUGGAAUUGGGUAUCCGGAGCGACGGGGAGACCUCUCUGGGAGAGUUUCUGCAAGUGUCGGGAUUGCAGGUGGUUUACGAUCGAUCGAAACCGUCGAUGUCGAGGGUGGUUUCGGUUAGAGUGAGGUGUGGCGACUGCGAAAUUCCUUCGUAUAAACCGAUUGAUGUGAACAAAAAUUACACCAUCGUUACCACUGAUUUUUUGGCUGAUGGGUUUGAUGGUCAUUACGUUCUGAAGGAAAGGAGUUUCGAUAGGAAGUACGUGGAUUUAAGCGAUAUAGAUAUUCUGAGUUGGUACUUUAAAAAAUACAAUCCUGUUUUCGCGGAGGUUCACGGAAGGUUGACGUUCAUUAAUAGCCAUGAUGUUAAUUCAAAAAGUGCUUUAAUCGAACCAUGUCAGUGUUUAUUACUAGUGUUUAUUAAAUUGUUGGUUGUUGUAUUUAACAUGAAAAUGAUUUUAUGGGACUGAUUCGUUUCCUUUUUCUACGUACAAUCUUAGAGUGUUUUAAAUUUUUUAAACGGAUUAAUCAGUAGAUUUAGGAAUUACAAACGGGAUAUUUUUUGAAUUACGCAUAAAUAUUCUACAGAUAAUAGAAACGUAAUUAAGUCAAGAUUGUAGGAAAUUGUUAUUAGUGAUUAUAAAUUUGUAAAUAAAAUUAAUUACUAGUCUUGUAUAGGUCAGUAAUUAUUCUAAGUGAGACAAUUGGAUGAUAAAGUUAGAUAAAAAGAUUGAUUUACAUUCUAUAUGGAUAAGAAACAUUUUAAUUAAAAAAGGUAUUUUACUUUAUCAUUUGAUCAAUAUAUUUAUGUGAUCAAAGUUUAAACCAUGGACAAUAAUGUGAAUUAUUUAAAUUAAAAUUAUAUCUCCCUUUUCAAAUAUCCAUGGUUUUAACCCUGAAUUAGGUAUUUUCUCAAAAAAAUAGUUUUGACCGUCU
Messenger RNA from Phyllotreta striolata, 2324 nucleotides. The record is from the annotation of a GenBank genome assembly. NCBI's taxonomy places the organism in Eukaryota, Metazoa, Arthropoda, Insecta, Coleoptera, Chrysomelidae.